This is a messenger RNA of Drosophila rhopaloa, 651 nucleotides long. Its product is annotated as C-type lectin 37Da-like. Gene Ontology annotation, molecular function: signaling receptor activity. Lineage: Eukaryota; Metazoa; Arthropoda; Insecta; Diptera; Drosophilidae. The coding region runs from base 9 to 569 and encodes 186 amino acids. The record is from RefSeq and is a predicted model, not a curated record. The transcript is spliced from 2 exons.
GCAGCAAGAUGUUGAAAAAAUUCGUUCAACUCCUUUUGGUUCUCGCGAGUUUUAAAUUGGGAUUUUCUUACAAGAAAUUCUCAUAUUUUAAUACUACUGGAAACCCAAACAACAUUACCAUAGACUCGAGUCCCUUCAUUAAGAUCGGAAGUGGAUUCUAUUACUUUGGACAGGAUAAGGUAAAUUGGUAUACUGCAUAUGGAAACUGCCGAAAGUUGGGAUCCGAAUUGGUGACCUUCGAAACCAACCAGGAGUUUGAUGCCGUUGCUGCACAUUUAAAAAAGAAUGGAGAACGGUCGGAGCACUGGACAUCCGGCAAUGACCUGGGAAAAACCGGCACCCACACUUGGUUUACCAAUGCUGAGCCCCUAAAAAUAACUCGGUGGGCUCCUGACCAACCCGACUAUAAUGGCGGUAUAGAGCAUUGCAUACACCUGGGCUACAUAUACGGCCAUUCCACGGAAAUCCAACUUAACGAUCGUCCCUGCAAUAAUCAUAAUAGCAGCUUACUUAAAUAUGUUUGCGAGGCUCCAAAGCAAGAAACCAUAUCUAUAGUUGUUUGGAAGUAGAGGUGUACAUUGAGACUAUAGAGAUUGUAAUCAGUUUUGGUCGUACAUACUAAAAUAAACUACAUUUUUUAAUAAACCUCGA